This is a messenger RNA of Serpula lacrymans var. lacrymans S7.9, 756 nucleotides long. RefSeq lists its product as uncharacterized. The record is from RefSeq and is a predicted model, not a curated record. Bases 1 to 756 code for a protein of 251 amino acids. Lineage: Eukaryota; Fungi; Basidiomycota; Agaricomycetes; Boletales; Serpulaceae. The transcript has a single exon.
AUGAGUGGCUGUCCAGACUUUACAAAACCUUGGAGUCCAGGUUCAGAGGAUGAGUGUGCAGCAUUCCUUAACAACAUUGUACUGAAGGUCUACUCUGCAUUACCCAGCAUGGCAACUGCCUCCUUGAGAUGGUGGACCACUGCCAACUCAGUUCGUUCAGUAGAAGACGGCGGUGGAAGACGGCGUCCCGACCUAGUCUUGAUGGGUGCUAGCUCUGACAACCCCACAAAUCCCAAAGCUCUUCCACCAGCAAAUUGGAGAAGUGUCCACGCACUGGCUGAGCUCAAGGACAGGGAGAAAAACUCAGUGCCCCUCCACGAGCAGAUUUUUCAGCUGAUGGGACGUGCAUUAUUUCUCAGAGCUGCACAAGAUCGCCAGCUCCAUAUCUCAGGCUUUGCUUUAUGUGGAGCAUCAUUCACUCUCUUUUACAUAGAUCAAGGUGGUUCCAUUGUAACAUCUGAAAUCGACGUCCAUCAGCAGCCACUGUUAUUCUUACAUGUUGUCUUGUGUUUUGCUCACAGCACAGACAUUUGCAUGGGGUAUGAUGCCAUGGCUAGCCCCACGCAUAUCAAGACAUCAGUGCUCGGUAAACUCAAAGUGCAUUGCAUUCUCUUUAUUAUGGACAGUAUUCAUGGACGUGGUACGGUUGUCCGUUGUGCCCAAGUCCCUGCCUUUGCCGACUUUGAUUCCCCUCAGUUUUCUGCCUUACUAGGCGUCAAUAUCAUCGUCAAAGAUACCUGGCAUGAUGUCCGUUGA